GAACCUGGGCAGCGGCCGGGCUCUGUGGCUUCAGGGCUUGGAGAAAGAGAGAGGGAGGGUGGCAAAGAUAGUGGGUCGGUGUCGCCGCCUGUAUAAGGAGAGAGGAGGGGUCCCGCUUGCCUGCGGCCUUUGCGGGCCGAGAGUGCGAGGCACCGGCGAACCUCUGAGGCCUCCGGCCCCUGGGGACCCCGCCCCGCAGCCGGCCGGCCGGCCCGCGGCCUCUCUUCCCUUUGUGAGCGCCCCCUUCCCAGGGGUGGUGGUGGUGGCGGAGGGCUGUGCGUGGGCCCGCCCGCCGAGGGGUCGCGGCGGGGGACAAGAGGGCCUCGGCUGUGGGAGGACGGGAGGCGGCCGAGGCCCGGGCCGGUUCCCCCGAGGCGGCGGCGGCGGCGGCGGCGGCUCCCAGCACUUCCCCGCGCCAUCUUAGCUGAGCCCCAGCGCUGAGGGCGCCUCCUCGACCCCGGUCGUCCCCUCGCCCCCUCCCCCCCUGCCCCUUGUCGCAGAGCUUGGGCUGGGCGGCUUGCUGGGGCUCGGGGCGGGGGGGGCGGCGGGCGGUCGCCAAGCCCCCUCCUCCUCCUCACUCCUCGCCCUCCGGCGUAGCGGCUUCCCGAGCGCUGCAGGGGGCUGCGCCUGCCUACUCCGCCCAGACCUGUCGGCGAAAGGUUUAUGCCAUUGUGGCUUCAUUCAUACAGAUGAACCAGGGAUUGGGAUAGCAGUAUAAAAUUAGAAUCAGAGAACUGAUUGCCCAGCAGGAUGCCAUCAACUAACCGAGCGGGCAGCCUGAAGGACCCUGAAAUUGCAGAGCUAUUCUUCAAAGAAGAUCCAGAGAAGCUCUUCACAGAUCUCAGAGAAAUUGGCCAUGGAAGCUUCGGAGCAGUGUAUUUUGCACGAGAUGUGCGCACCAAUGAAGUGGUGGCUAUCAAGAAAAUGUCUUACAGUGGGAAGCAGUCUACUGAGAAAUGGCAGGAUAUUAUUAAGGAAGUCAAGUUUCUACAAAGAAUAAAACAUCCCAACAGUAUAGAAUACAAAGGCUGCUAUUUACGUGAGCACACAGCAUGGCUUGUAAUGGAAUAUUGUUUAGGAUCUGCUUCAGAUUUACUGGAAGUUCACAAAAAGCCAUUACAAGAAGUGGAAAUAGCAGCAAUUACACAUGGUGCUCUCCAGGGAUUAGCCUACUUACAUUCUCAUACCAUGAUCCAUAGAGAUAUCAAAGCAGGAAAUAUCCUUCUGACAGAACCAGGCCAGGUGAAACUUGCUGACUUUGGAUCAGCUUCCAUGGCAUCUCCUGCCAAUUCUUUUGUGGGAACGCCAUAUUGGAUGGCCCCAGAAGUAAUUUUAGCCAUGGAUGAAGGACAGUAUGAUGGCAAAGUAGAUGUAUGGUCUCUUGGAAUAACAUGUAUUGAACUAGCGGAAAGGAAGCCUCCUUUAUUUAAUAUGAAUGCAAUGAGUGCCUUAUAUCACAUAGCCCAAAAUGAAUCCCCUACACUACAGUCUAAUGAAUGGUCUGAUUAUUUUCGCAACUUUGUAGAUUCUUGCCUCCAGAAAAUCCCUCAAGAUCGCCCUACAUCAGAGGAACUUUUAAAGCACAUGUUUGUUCUUCGGGAGCGCCCUGAAACAGUGUUAAUAGAUCUCAUUCAAAGGACAAAGGAUGCAGUACGAGAGCUGGACAAUCUGCAGUAUCGAAAGAUGAAGAAACUCCUUUUCCAGGAGGCACAUAAUGGACCAGCAGUAGAAGCACAGGAAGAAGAAGAGGAACAAGAUCAUGGUGUUGGCCGGACAGGAACAGUGAAUAGUGUUGGAAGUAAUCAGUCUAUUCCCAGUAUGUCCAUCAGUGCCAGUAGCCAAAGUAGUAGUGUGAACAGUCUUCCAGAUGCCUCAGAUGACAAGAGUGAGCUAGAUAUGAUGGAGGGAGACCACACAGUGAUGUCUAAUAGUUCUGUCAUCCAUUUAAAACCUGAGGAAGAAAAUUACAGAGAAGAGGGAGAUCCUAGAACAAGAGCAUCAGAUCCACAAUCUCCUCCUCAAGUGUCUCGUCAUAAAUCACACUACCGUAAUCGGGAACACUUUGCCACUAUACGGACAGCAUCACUGGUUACAAGGCAAAUGCAAGAACAUGAGCAGGACUCUGAGCUUAGAGAACAGAUGUCUGGCUACAAGAGAAUGAGGCGGCAACAUCAAAAGCAACUAAUGACUCUGGAAAAUAAGCUAAAGGCUGAGAUGGAUGAACAUCGCCUCAGAUUAGACAAAGAUCUUGAAACUCAGCGUAACAAUUUUGCUGCAGAGAUGGAGAAACUUAUCAAAAAACAUCAGGCUGCUAUGGAAAAAGAGGCUAAAGUGAUGGCCAAUGAGGAGAAGAAAUUUCAGCAACAUAUUCAGGCCCAACAGAAGAAAGAAUUGAAUAGCUUUUUGGAGUCCCAGAAAAGAGAAUAUAAACUUCGAAAAGAACAGCUUAAGGAGGAACUGAAUGAAAACCAGAGCACCCCAAAAAAAGAAAAACAAGAGUGGCUUUCAAAGCAGAAGGAGAAUAUACAACAUUUCCAAGCAGAAGAAGAGGCUAAUCUUCUUCGACGACAGAGGCAAUACCUAGAGCUGGAGUGCCGUCGCUUCAAGAGAAGAAUGUUACUUGGACGCCAUAACUUGGAGCAGGACCUUGUCAGGGAGGAGUUAAAUAAAAGGCAGACUCAAAAGGACUUAGAGCAUGCCAUGCUACUGCGACAGCAUGAAUCCAUGCAAGAACUGGAGUUCCGUCACCUCAACACCAUACAGAAGAUGCGCUGUGAGUUGAUCAGACUGCAGCAUCAGACUGAGCUCACGAACCAGCUGGAAUAUAACAAACGAAGAGAACGAGAACUAAGGCGAAAGCAUGUCAUGGAGGUUCGACAACAGCCUAAGAGUCUGAAGUCUAAAGAACUCCAAAUAAAAAAACAGUUUCAGGAUACCUGCAAAAUCCAAACCAGACAGUACAAAGCAUUAAGAAAUCACCUACUGGAGACUACACCAAAGAGUGAGCACAAAGCUGUUCUCAAACGGCUCAAGGAGGAGCAGACCCGGAAGUUAGCCAUCUUGGCUGAGCAGUAUGACCACAGCAUUAAUGAAAUGCUCUCCACACAAGCUCUACGUUUGGAUGAAGCACAGGAAGCGGAGUGCCAGGUUUUGAAGAUGCAGCUGCAGCAGGAACUGGAGCUAUUGAAUGCGUACCAGAGCAAAAUCAAGAUGCAAGCCGAGGCCCAACAUGAUCGGGAGCUUCGAGAGCUUGAACAGAGGGUCUCCCUCCGUAGAGCACUCUUAGAACAAAAGAUUGAGGAAGAGAUGUUGGCUUUGCAGAAUGAACGCACGGAACGAAUAAGAAGCCUGUUGGAGCGCCAAGCCAGAGAAAUUGAAGCAUUUGACUCUGAGAGCAUGAGACUAGGUUUUAGUAACAUGGUCCUUUCCAAUCUUUCCCCUGAGGCAUUUAGCCACAGCUACCCGGGAGCUUCUGGUUGGUCUCACAAUCCUGCUGGGGGUCCAGGACCUCACUGGGGUCAUCCCAUGGGUGGCCCACCACAAGCUUGGGGCCAUCCGAUGCAAGGUGGACCCCAACCAUGGGGUCACCCUUCAGGGCCAAUGCAAGGGGUACCCCGAGGUAGCAGUAUGGGAGUCCGCAAUAGCCCUCAGGCUCUGAGGCGGACAGCUUCUGGGGGACGGACAGAGCAGGGAAUGAGCAGAAGCACGAGUGUCACUUCACAAAUAUCCAAUGGGUCACACAUGUCUUAUACAUAACUUAAUAAUUGAGAGUGGCAAUUCCGCUGGAACUGUCUGCCAAAAGAAACUGCCUACAGACAUCAUCACAGCAGCCUCCUCACUUGGGUACCACAGUGUGGACGCUGAGUGCAUAUGGUAUAUUUCAUUCAUUUUUGUAAAACAUUCUGUUUUGUGUUUACUAAUUGGGAUGUCAUAGUAUUUGGCUGCUGGGUUUUGUUUUGUUCUUUAACUUUGGGAAAAAUUUUGAAAGGGGGAAUUGUGUGUAUGUAAAAAGAAAUUGGCUAAAUUGGGGGUAUUUUUUGAACACUGCAAAAAUAGAAUGCAGCAUAGUGGCAGGAGUCAUCACUUUGGGGCACCUGUAUUCUAAGGAAUUUGUGAAAAGAUCUAAAGCCUUCCCCACAUCCCAGACUCUUAUGAGCCACUCACAGCAGGCAGGCAGCAUAUGCUGAACCAAGUGAUUAUGGAAACACGCCUGUAUCCCCUUACCAGUGUAUUUUCUUUAUUAAAUUGUUCCGACUUCUCAGCCUCAUUUGGAGUAAAAAAGUGGAAAUCCACGAACA
Molecule: messenger RNA, 4298 nt
Organism: Suricata suricatta (meerkat)
Lineage: Eukaryota; Metazoa; Chordata; Mammalia; Carnivora; Herpestidae
Gene: TAOK1
Product: TAO kinase 1
Exons: 20
Coding region: 751-3756 (1001 amino acids)
Biological process (GO): protein phosphorylation; execution phase of apoptosis
Molecular function (GO): ATP binding; protein kinase activity
Source: RefSeq, a predicted model, not a curated record